GAGAAAAUACAAACAAGUUUCGUAAAAUAACUUUCCAACAAGACCUCGCUGUCAUCUUGGCUAAUCACGGCUCUGAUACGGCUUAUUAGGGCAUACCCACCUUUGCUACCUUGCUUCUCCACCCACCACCCUUUCAGAUCUUUGUCCUGGCUCCGCCUCUCGCCGGCGUUAUAAUGGGCUGGUCUGAAAGUGGUGGAGAGACACACAACCACAGGGGAAGGGAGAGAUAAUGACAAUAACACUAAUAACCCUAAUAACCCGUCUGCUGCCCGCCUCGCAGCGAGGAGCCAGCCCGGCGUCCCGGCACUGACAGGUCGAAGCCGGAGAGAGCGGAGUAACCCCGACGGCCCUCGAGAGCUUCUCCCCGCGCCCGGGGAGCGCCGAACGGUAACAGCGGCAGCGCCCCCGAGGAGCACCGAGCCCGGGCGGACACGGAGAAGUGCCGGCUCCGGCAGCCGCCCGCCCUCUACUCGCACCGGCUCCACGGGGGCCGCCUCGCCCCUCUCCUUCUGCCCCAUGGAGCGGCGACAGUAAACGGCGAGAAGGACAAAAAAGGGGGGCGAAAGGAGAGCGAGCACCCCAGUGGGGGAGAAGGAGGUGGAAGCCCGGAGGGAUCGCCCAGUCCCGAGGGUGGCAGGGCACCGCCGCCCGUCCUCGGUGCCCACCGGCCGCGAAGGAGCCGGCCCCUGCAAGCGACCCCGGCCCGGCGGGCUGAGGCGGGCGCGGAGCCCCGCUGCCCUGCCCUGACGGUCUCGCCUGCCGCCGCGGAGCUGUCCAAGCCGGCGAGGGGACAGAAAACCUCCGGGUCCCCUCGCUGCCUCCCGCCUCCCCUGAGGCCGCGCCGAGGGGCGGGGGUCGCGCCCUCCCAGCGGAGCCGCGGGGUGCGGGGGGGCCGGCGGCGCCAUCGCCAUGAAGCUGGAGGUGUUCUCGCAGCACUAUGAGGACAAGCUGAGCGCCGGCAGCGACCAGGAAGGCAGCGGCUCGCUCUCCCCGGCUCCGGCGGAGAGCGAGCUGGGCUCGGACGGUGACUGCGCGGCCAACAGCCCGGGCGGCGGGGCCGGGCGGCCGGGGCAUCCCCCGCCGCCGCCCCCCACGCCGCAGCCCCCGCCACCUCCGCCGGCCGAGAGCGCCAAGGGGAAACCCUACACGCGGCGGCCGAAACCGCCCUACUCCUACAUCGCGCUGAUCGCUAUGGCCAUCCGCGACUCGGCCGGCGGCCGCCUGACCCUGGCCGAGAUCAAUGACUACCUGAUGAGCCGCUUCCCCUUCUUCCGCGGCGCCUACACCGGCUGGCGCAACUCGGUGCGCCACAACCUCUCCCUCAACGACUGCUUCGUCAAGGUGCUGCGCGACCCGGCGCGGCCCUGGGGCAAGGACAACUACUGGAUGCUGAACCCCAGCAGCGAGUACACCUUCGCCGACGGCGUCUUCCGCCGCCGCCGCAAGCGCCUCAGAUGA
Molecule: messenger RNA, 1458 nt
Organism: Parus major (Great Tit)
Lineage: Eukaryota; Metazoa; Chordata; Aves; Passeriformes; Paridae
Gene: FOXQ1
Product: forkhead box Q1
Exons: 2
Coding region: 910-1458 (182 amino acids)
Biological process (GO): anatomical structure morphogenesis; cell differentiation; regulation of transcription by RNA polymerase II
Molecular function (GO): DNA-binding transcription factor activity, RNA polymerase II-specific; RNA polymerase II cis-regulatory region sequence-specific DNA binding
Source: RefSeq, a predicted model, not a curated record